GCGAGUUUGCGAGCGUAUCGAUUUUACGAUCCGUGUCUGUCCGCGAUUAGUGUGUCCGUGUUCCUUUAGUUUUUUAGUGAUCGGUGAGUUCGUUAUAUUACAUGGAUAAAACCGUGAAUGGGAUUACAAACUAGACGAUACAAACUGUACGUCCGUUAACUCCAAUAACCAUCGUUGAAUCAUGACCAAGGAUAGAUUAGCAGCCCUCGUCGCGGCUCAGUCGGAUGACGACGAUGUGGCGGAUGAGGUGUCUGUCCCCGUGGGUGGGCAGGAGGAUUUCAUGACAGAAUUCUUCGCGGAUGUGGAGGAAAUCCGCGAAAUGAUUGACAAUAUCCAAACGAACGUCGAGGAGGUGAAGAAGAAGCACAGCGCCAUCCUUUCGGCGCCACAGACCGAUGAGAAAGUCAAAAUGGAACUUGAGGAUCUCAUGGCUGAUAUCAAGAAAUCUGCUAACAAAGUUCGAGCCAAGUUAAAGGUUAUAGAGCAAAAUAUUGAGCAAGAGGAACACACGAACAAAUCAUCCGCGGAUCUCAGGAUACGCAAAACUCAACAUUCAACAUUAUCCAGGAAAUUUGUCGAGGUAAUGACGGAGUACAAUCGAACGCAGACCGAUUAUAGGGAACGGUGUAAGGGAAGAAUACAACGACAGCUUGAAAUUACGGGGAGAACUACGACUAAUGAAGAGCUCGAGGAAAUGCUUGAGCAGGGGAAUCCUGCAGUAUUCACGCAGGGGAUUAUUAUGGAAACGCAACAAGCCAAACAGACACUUGCAGACAUCGAGGCACGUCACGCAGAUAUCAUAAAAUUAGAGAACUCCAUCAGGGAACUACACGAUAUGUUCAUGGAUAUGGCUAUGCUAGUUGAAAGUCAGGGCGAGAUGAUUGAUCGCAUUGAAUACCACGUGGAGCACGCAGUCGACUAUGUGCAGACAGCCACGCAGGACACCAAGAAAGCCCUCAAGUAUCAAAGCAAAGCUCGACGGAAGAAGAUUAUGAUCAUGAUCUGCCUCGCAAUUCUCGCGGUGAUUGUGGCUACCACCAUCGGCAGUUACUUUGGACUUUGAACACCCAAUUCAGGUCACUUCACGGGUAAUGGUUUUUCACCGCUCGCCCGCAUCACAUGGUGGAUAAAGCGCACUCGAUUCGCCGUCGAUCAGUAUCACUCAUCUCGCAAAUCACCCACUACCACCAACUACCCACCAAUGCGACCAGCCCGCGAGACGACCAUCAUCUUCAUCCUCCAUUUAUCACUAGAACUUCAUAACAAUCAAGUCUCCGCACUACACUCGUCGCGUCGACUCCUCCAUAAAAUCUAAAUCCACAAAAAUCCUCAUAUAUUAAUUUCCAUUAACGAAGAAACAACUAUUGCCGUUAACUCUGAUUUGUGAAAAAAUACACGGACAAAUGACGGGAAAUGAGAAAUUAACAAUUGAUAACGCGCCGAGUAAUAAACAUAAUUAGCUAAUAUUAUAUGAAAGGUUCACCACGGGAAACUUAAGCAUUAGUAGAAACAAACAGAAGUAACAGAAAUAAAAUAAUGAGAAAAUCGACAAAAAGAUUAGGAGGGAAAUAAUCACAAAUAAGAUCUGAAAAAGUUACAGUUCUGCCGAUUUUCACGUCGUUACUGACCCUUUGUCAUGUCUAUGGCGACUUAAAACUAUAUAAAUUUUUGCUGCAGCAAUAAAUAAAUAUUCUAACAUAGAUGUUAUCUCGAGACCUAUUCGAAAUGAAGAAAAGAACCUAAUGUGUCGAUUUUGUUUUCAUCGAUCUAAUGAAUUAUAAAAGAAACAUUUGGCCACACUAUAUCUACAUAUAUGCAUGUAUAUAUGAAAAUGCUGCGGCGAUGAAUAGAAAUAAAGCAGUACUGAAAACAUAAUGCAACAGCGCGGAGGAAUAUUAAUAGUGAGAGAAAGAUUAUGACAUGAAUGGAGGGGAGAAUAAAAAAAUGAAUUGGCAUUGCCUACUUUACUGGUAAAGAAUAACCAAUUAAUGUUAUAACGUUUUGUUGAAUAUAUCAUACCAAAGUUGAGAGAAAUACCAUUGAAAUGAUAUUAUGCAUUAAACUGUUUUAUUGGGGGAUGAGAAAAAAAAGGUAAAAAAAAUAAUAUAACAAUAAUUAUCAUUAAUGAGGAUGAAUAAAAGCAUUUGACAUUGCGGUCAUCACCUCAAAUUGUACAGAAAUAUGUAAUUGUUAGAUUAGGUAGCUAUGUUAUUAUCUAUUUACCUAUACUAAUUACGACUAAAAUGAAAAAUGAUUAAAAAAACAGAAAAAAAACAUGAUUAAAGUGGAUUAUAUCGAUUUGUCAAGCAGUCACCAUUGCAAAUUACGAGUUCUAAUCUGAUGAAUAUGGCAGUGCGGGCGUGAUACAUAUAAAUGAACUUUGAAGUGAAUUAAAGUUGUGAGAACUUAAAAAGAGAAAAGGGGAAAAUUUUUAAAUCAUUUGCAGUGAUAUUCACUGCAAUGAAGCAAGCCAUUGCAUAAGCUUUCUCGGUGUUCAUUGAAUAAAGCGCUUUUUCCUUCAGAGUAACUUAAGUAUGGGAAAAAGAAGUCUUAAAUAAUGAAAGAUGUAUAGGAGUCUCUCAUAGACAAACACAAUUUAAAUAUCUACGAGGAAUCCUAUUAAGGUAGGGCUGGAAGAAAUGUGUACCGUACGAUUUUGUUAAUUUUUUAUUGUCGUGCAUUUGAGGUAAUAAUUUCAAAUAGUUUUGACAAUUGGCAAAUUAGAGGAGACAUAGUUAUAAAAACCUUAAAUUCUCUGCAGUUAUUCCGAAAAUUAGUGUGACGUUUGCCAAAAAUGUCGAAGGACCUUUUUAUAGUUCUCGAAAUUGUUUUGAAAAAAAUUGUCUCACCAUUUUUCCUCUAAGCCUCUUGAUUUUCAGUUAAUCACAAAAUUGUCUGCAAAUGCAUUCUGGACUCAUCUUCUGUCAUGUACUGUGUCUCCACUGAGUGAAAUUUGAAUCUAUAAAAGUAUCAUUUGCUUCGUGGUUGAAAAUUCGUACGGCAUUUUUUCUCAUUCUUAUUUAUAUUGUGCGGCUGAAUCAACUUUUUUGUUCUAGAUAGGUCAGCUCUUGUCACUAAAGCUAAUAAUUUUUUCAUUAGAAGAAAGUGUUUGAAGAAAAAAAAGUACUGUCGAAAUAAUGAUCUAUCUCUAACGAUUACUCAAUCAGUCUGUAAAUUUUUAAUAUAAUUGAAGCCAUCACAAAGAGGAGGGGGCAAAUCAUUAAAUUGCAUUCGUGGGAUUCUUGACCUUACAUUGAGCGGAAAAAGUACAUUGCUGGGCUUGGGAUAUAAUGAGACCCAGUUUCCCAGUGAAAUGCAACGACUCAUAACUUUAGUUAAGUAAUCAUAUUAACUUAAAUUAACAAAAAUAAAGUUUACCAUAACUGCCGUAUUAAUCUUCUGAGUGAACACAUAAUUUAUGCAAGUCCAGUGAUGCUACUGUUUUCAUGAAAAAAUCACGCUUUUAGUCACAAAAACAGGCCAAGUCAGUUACUAUCAGAGUCGUUUCUCCUUUGAGGUCUUCAUUUUCCAGUAAUUUUUCAUUUCCCGGAGAUUCAACAGUGAUGACUUAAUUAAUCACGUUUAAUGGAAUGGAAUUGCAGAUUAUUCUGCAAAUAUCACUGAAACUUCCGAGUUUACUGAGACAUAUACUAAAAGAAUACCCGAAACAUCCUUCCUAAGCGCAAUUUAAUUUCAAAGAUAUUCCCAAAAUAAUGUGAAACAUUAAUUUGGAGUUCUUCGCAUUUAACCACUUCACUGCAUACUUUUUCUCUUCACAUAUACAAACAACUCGAAAAUGAAGAAAUCAGGUCAAACAAUUUCUCUGAUAAUUUCUAAUAUGACCAAACUAUAUAAAUAUUAUAAAUAUAUAAAUAGUUGGGCGUAGAAGUUUAGCUUGAAUCUCAAAAUUCUAGACUAGCAUAACGUCCCUCAUCAUAGGAAUUGAGAGAAAAAAUUAAUUUUAACUAAAAUAAUUAAAUAAUGAAAAGGAAAAACGUUAAUUUCUUAUCAAUUAGAUAAAAAAGAUAAUAAUUAAAAAAAGAAGGUGAAGAAAAACACGACAACAAGUUCAUUGAGUAAUGUUAUAUAAAUUUUAGAGAUGCACAAUCGACUGUGUGUGUUAAACGAGUUUGGCCUAAACUUGGUUAAGUUGAGGUUGAUGCUCUAGGUGCCAUUCGCCUUGAUGAACCUUUGAAACAUUUUAUUGUAAUCGGAGAAUCACAUUGAGUUAACAUGAGCGGCAUAGACUAUGGCAUAGCUAAUGGCACUGCCAACUAAUGAAUAGAAUUGGAACUUAAUAAAAAAAUGAUGCAGCAAUAAGAUCUGUAGUCAAGUGUUGAAAGGUCAUUUUAAAAUUCCAUAAUUUCGUUCAUUACCAAUUUAUUUCAAGGACAAUUGAUUUGAGGAGAAAAUUGGAACCCUUAUUUCAGUUGUCGUAAUUGACACCCCAAGAUCUCUCUUGGAAUUUUUCCCGACCAGUAGGGAUUGUCAAGAUGACCUCAUGUUCAACAAAAUGUGAAUAAUUUACUCGUUUCGUCCUGUCAAGUUUCACAGCUUCACGGUUGAAACAGAAAGAAUCUCGGAAAAAUAUGAAACAAUUGUGUUGAUGUGUAUGUACCUCGUCUCUGCCACGCGCUGCGUCUAGUCUUCUGUCACUCAUGAUUAAAAUGUAAUUGUAACUAUAAAAAUGACUACGUUUAUCGGUUGCCUAAUGAAACCAUCGGCGAGCACUGAAAAAUAACAGAAAAAAUCCAAAAAAACAACAAACAAAAAGAGGAUAAACAACUUAACAUUAUAAUUAAGCGUUUUAUUGUGAUUUAAUUCCUGGCACCAUUGAAAAAAAAGUGAUCGUCUUUCUAUGAAAUUGCAAGAGAAAGAAUUACGACGAAAAACGUGUAGUUUAUAAUCGAGAUUUAAAUUUUCUUGGUGUCAUUAAUAAUAAUUAAAAAAACGCUAAUUAACUAUCAUCAGCAAUAUUCUGUCGGCUCUGAUUCUACUGGUGUUUUUGAUUAUACGUGUGAAGAUCAACUAUCGUCUUCCCCAAUAUGUGCGUUAUGUCCUUUGAAAGAAAAAAAAAAAAGAAAAAAGAAAAUUUUACGAGUUUCUCACAAUUUUACUCGUAGUAGUUUCGUAAUAAGAUAACGCGCACUUGGCUCACCAAAUUAAAAAACGUACAUAGUCUUUGAGUGUCGACAAUUAUAAUGUUCUCUAUUGCCAAAAAUGAAAUGAAAUUGAGAAAAAAAAUGGAAUAAAAACGAAAAAAAACAUUUAUGAAAAAAAUAUUACGGACUUGAGAGCGUAGCAUUCAACCUCGACUUCUUGCAUAAUAUUUAAUUACAUUAUAUACUUUGCAUUCUCAUUAUCGCAUUUUUGCUGCGCGCGUACUAUUUCUGAAGGAAAGGGCAAUAUCAUGAUCGUUAAUUGGCAUUGCUGAAACGCUAUCCAUCUGCAUUUUUGUAGGAAAACCAAAAUCUGUGAAAAAAAUAAAAUAAAGAAAAUUAAUAAUGUCGAUUCGUUUUGCGACGUGGAGAGCAGAAAAUUGUCCCAGAUAACUUAUUAAGCGAAAACUAAUGUAAUAAAGUGACGAAAAAAUUAAUUUAAAAAAAGAAAGUGUGAUAAGAAUAUUACAAUUCUAUACUAUAAACAUCAAAAAUGUAUAUGGGUCGUGUCACAUCGGUGCAAUUAUUACUAUGAAAGGCUAUUCGAAUAACCUUUAUAAGUGUCAAUUCCACUUUUAACUUAAAAAACAAUUAAAUGAAAAAGAAAUUAAUUAUUAAUGAAAAAAAAAAAAACGAAAAAUCAUGAUUUUGAGAUGCAAAAACCCCAACUGAAACAAUGAGAUUAAUGGAAAAUAAAUAAAUUACUGAGAUGAUAACAGAAAGCAAUUGCAUGGCAUUUCGGCAUUCAUGCGACAAAGUGAGAUUAUUGAUAAUAUUUAAUUACAAAAAAAAAUACUUCAAAAGAAAAUGUAGCGUGAGGAUGCAUUUAAAGAUAUGGCGAAUACUUUUUAUUGUAGGUAUUUCAUAGUAAACGAAAAGACAACAAAAAUCAUAAAUAAAGAUAAUGUAUUAAAGAAAUUACUUAUUAAAUAAAUCCAUGGUGUUUUCUGCCUAUUACAUACAAUUACUACAAUCUCAUAAUUAUGGUCAGUUGAUGAUUGAUAAGUAAGGAGUCAUAUGUUGGAGAUCAUUUUAGUUGAUUAUUGAGAAAAAAAGGAUUAAACAUUGUACAAAGCUGGCAAUAAGCUUAACAGCCUUCCAUAAUCAUUACUCGCUUUAAAGAAAGCCGUAAAUAAAGCAUAUCCAGUGUGGCUUUUUUUUCUAACUGGCGAAAAAGCGUGAAAGAAUGGAGCUAGUAAAAAAGCGGAAUAAAAUUCCAAAACUGAUUAGCAAAUUAUUUCGAGAAUAUGUGUGGAAUGGAGAGGUUUAUAAGAAUUCAUCGCUUAACUUUUCAAAAAAGUUCUUCCAAUAUUUUUUUCCAAACACGUUAAUUUCAAAACUACUUGUGAAAUAAUCCACGAAUCUCCUUCAAUUACUUUACUAUGGUUUCACCUCAGUAGUUCUUUCACUUUGUCAAACUAAGUAACAAACAAAAUCCUGUCCAUUUUUAUGAGCGAAAAUUCACCACCGACACUGAAAGAUAAUGUUUCUACGGGUGGAACUAUUUAAACAGUGAUGAUUAUUGCAGAUGAAAAAGAAAAUCAUUAAAAUCAUUUAUGUAGUCUUUCCCACGACACAUCGUGACACGGAGGCUCCACUCUGAGCAGCACAAAGUAAUCCUAUAAAAAGGCAAAUCAUUCACUAGUAGAUAGUUAGGGACUAGCAAUAGUGAAAUCAAUAAUUCCACACGUAUCAAACUGGCAGGCCAUCUUUGGAGUUAUCUAUUGCUCACCUUUAGUAAUCACAUAUAAAUUCUUGGCAUUAUUCAAUGACUAACAAUUUCGUGAGUCAAGAUUUCUCCAGUAUGAGAAUAAAGGAGUGAUUUCCCAAAGGGAUUGAAAUCGAUGGGCAAGACUUUCUUGCUUGAAUUUUAUCAGCGGAGUGGAAUAUUCGCAGUUUGUAAAAUCCCAGAAAAAAUCAGCAUAACUUUCUUGAAGAACCUGGUCAGUUUGAUCGUACAUUAAUGGGGCACACGAAGAGAUCAACCCUUUUCAUGCAAAUAUGCACCGAAAUCAUGAAAUAACAAAACCAUUGAAAAAAAUCUACAAACAAUUAUAUUCUUUUACGUUACGGCCCACUCAACUAUAUCGGAGGUAGUUCAGUAUAUUUUACAUUACGAUAGUAGCAUUAAUUAAUUAUUUUACCCUGAUUUUAUAUGUAAUCGAAAUGAUAAAAGAGAUGAAGCAUAUAUUUCCAAUGAUGUAGUCUAUCCAGCACUGAAUAAAUUCGUAAAGUUAUCGGCAUGUUAGAUGCAAUCCACACCGAGUUACAUUUUUGAGAUGAGAUUUAAUAAUUAAAUCAUGUUCAGUGUGUUUAAGGGGAAGAAAAAUGUUGUUUGAGGGAGGAAUAAAACUUCAAUCUGCGAAUUACAGUCUUUUGUUGUUAUCCUGUCUGAAUUAUUCACUGUUUCCUUCAAGGAAUGCUUUUAAUUCAUUCAUAGAUUACAUAUAUUUAUUCUUUAUAAUCAAUAAAUAUCUGUACAAACGAAAAGUAUAAUAGAGAUAAUUACAGGCCACUAGAUCAACUAAGACAAGAUGUAUUAUUAUGCUUAGUUACUCGUGUUAAAUUAUUGAGAUCCGAAUAAACGAAAUGCCAUAUGUU
Diachasma alloeum is the source of this 7760-nucleotide messenger RNA. Its product is annotated as syntaxin-1A. Lineage: Eukaryota; Metazoa; Arthropoda; Insecta; Hymenoptera; Braconidae. The record is from RefSeq and is a predicted model, not a curated record. The transcript is spliced from 10 exons. Gene Ontology annotation, biological process: intracellular protein transport; synaptic vesicle fusion to presynaptic active zone membrane; exocytosis. Gene Ontology annotation, molecular function: SNAP receptor activity; SNARE binding. Bases 182 to 1063 code for a protein of 293 amino acids. Gene Ontology annotation, cellular component: plasma membrane; synaptic vesicle; presynaptic active zone membrane.